CAGGCAACAACCCGUCCCCAACUACUCAUAAUGCUCUUAGAAUCUCUGAGCACGUACCCGUCUUUCACUCCUGACACGCUACAUUCCUUCUCUCCGUACCCUCUUUCCUCGCGCGAACAUCUCCACAAAUCCCUCCUCCACCCCUCCUCGGCCUCUUCUUCUCAAGCAGGUCCCAGCACCUAUCGAUCAAGCGGUAUCCGCGGUAUACAGUCCCCACCUACCAACUCCGACCCCGAUGAGCAAGCACAAGAUGCCCGGCGGUCAGCUAGUAUGAUGCGCCGGCGCGCGGAGGAGAGAGUAUUGAUGGGCAGGACACCGGCCGGAGUCAUGCUGGGAAGGGAGGAUGAUGAGGUGACACUGGAGGAGGAGAUGAUGGAUCAAGAACAGCACGACGUGACUAUGUUUGGUCACCGAUUCUUAUUGCCGUACGGGAGAAGACAGACGCAAAUGGAAGUGGAUUCUGCGCCCUCUCCGUCGCCUUCCGAAGCAGACCACGAACGGCGACAAGAAGACCCCUCUGGCAUACUCCACCACCAUCAUCACCCCCCAGAGGAUGAAACAGAGAAUGAAGAUGACGAAGAUGUGGCUGAUCUGGAUGGCAGCGUGGAGGAUAUGGACGCAAGUCAGUUUGAUGAUGAGGAAGAUGAGGAUGAGGGUCUGGAAGCGGAGGAGGAAGGCGUGGAUUUGGAUGAUGAGAUGGAAGAUAUGGAUGAAGAGUAGUGUCCGGAUGCGAUGAUUCGUUCUGCGGCCCCUGUCCUGGUGAACGUUGAGAGCGCAGGCUUGCUCGACCGAUCCCCCUCCAGCGCAAGCACACGCAGGCAGCGGGACGGCUUUCGCGAGGCCUUUUCUCCUUAUAGCCAGUUCAAUUGAGCUGGAGUAUUCGGUAGCUCCAAUACUCCCUCAUGGGAUGCUACGUACUGCACUAGGACAAGAGCUGAACCAAGGACCAAACAUUGAAGAGGACGCCGUCGACUGGUCGAUUAUAUCAGUUGGUUUAGAUUGUGGACCUAAUAAUCCAAGCGGGUCAUUAGUCCAAGGUCGGCA
Molecule: messenger RNA, 1044 nt
Organism: Cryptococcus amylolentus CBS 6039
Lineage: Eukaryota; Fungi; Basidiomycota; Tremellomycetes; Tremellales; Cryptococcaceae
Exons: 3
Coding region: 31-720 (229 amino acids)
Source: RefSeq, a predicted model, not a curated record